Molecule: messenger RNA, 797 nt
Organism: Drosophila erecta
Lineage: Eukaryota; Metazoa; Arthropoda; Insecta; Diptera; Drosophilidae
Product: protein CutA homolog
Biological process (GO): response to metal ion
Molecular function (GO): copper ion binding
Source: RefSeq, a predicted model, not a curated record
GGGAAGGUAGCCAGAGCGCUCAUCUCCAGCGGCUGGCAGUCUGGCAACGUCGCCGGCUGUAGCACAUCGUUGUUGUGUAUUGUAAUUCGUAUUUAUUGUCUUGAUUUCCGCCGUGCAAAGUGCAUCUGAAUGCAAUAUCGGAUCUGUGCAAGGUUCUUGCCCUUUCGCUGGUCGCUGGUGCGCAGCCUGUUGAUCGCUGCCAGCGUCACCACCGCCAUCGCAAUUCCGCCGGCAUUCGCCACAGCGAGCAGUCGCCACAGGAGCAGUCGCCACAGUAGCUGCUUCUCUUCCAGUGCCACCAGCUCCAAUUCCACUUCCAGUGCCUGCUCCAAGAUGGGCGACCACCAACCAGCGGCGGCGGCGGCGGCAGAGGGAUCCUCCGCAGCCGGCGAGUUCGUCUACCAGGCGGGCAGCAGUUCGGUGGCAUUUGUGACCACGCCGGAUCGGGAGUCCGCCAGGAAGCUGGCCCGCAGCAUCAUCGAGCAUAAGUUGGCCGCCUGCGUGAACAUUGUGCCCCAAAUCGACUCCGUCUACAUGUGGGAGGGCAAGAUCAACGAGGACUCCGAGUAUCUGAUGAUGGUCAAGACGCGCACCAGCCGCAUCGACGACCUGAGCAAGUUCGUCCGCGAGAAUCAUCCUUACAGCGUAGCCGAGGUCAUCUCGCUGCCCAUCCAGAAUGGCAAUCCGCCGUAUCUCGAUUGGAUCGCACAGACGGUGCCUAAGAAGGUCGAGAGCCAAGACUAAAUCGAAUUUGUAAUCCCUUUAAUGGAAAUAAAACGCUCAUCUAAGGCAGCAAA